Molecule: messenger RNA, 5554 nt
Organism: Xenopus tropicalis (tropical clawed frog)
Lineage: Eukaryota; Metazoa; Chordata; Amphibia; Anura; Pipidae
Gene: caln1
Product: calneuron 1
Exons: 7
Coding region: 1338-2000 (220 amino acids)
Cellular component (GO): perinuclear region of cytoplasm; trans-Golgi network membrane; plasma membrane
Molecular function (GO): calcium ion binding
Source: RefSeq, a predicted model, not a curated record
CAGGGAGACGCUAGAAGACCUGAGAGACGCAUCUGUCCGUGUCUGCACAGGGACCGCUUCUCAGUUCAGCCUUGUCUCUUACGGAAUUUUGUGAGGGCUAAUGAUGGGGGCGUGAUGCAGCCAAGCUGUUAACCUCAAGGGGAAUUCGGUGGAACUUCUGCUGAAAGGGGACAUAAAGACUCCAUAUUAUGCUCUAUGUAACACUCCGUUCUACUCUAUUAGAGCUCCAUUAAGUCUCACAGAGUAAAUGCCAAAACGCGUUUUACUGACACGAACAUUGUACAAGACAAAGCACUGAGCUGCUGACUGUUCAGCAUCACUAGGGUUAAUUAGUCACUGGUUUCAAUCCGGCACGUCACUCGCACAGAUGUUAGUUCCGCGGGGCCGCCGGGUCUCAGUGGGUGACGGAAGGAGAAUGUUACAACGAGCAAAUGGGAGUCUGUCUGCUUUCUCUUAGAGUCACAUAUUCCCUGUCAUGCCCUGUCUCCAGCCUGCUUGCAAACCCAGCUGCCAGUGCAUGGGAGUAUCGUAUACAUCAAUUGCUUAUUAUUGCUGCUUCUUUUAUACGGGCUUUCCUAUGUGUCUAACUGCAAAGCGUCUUACCUUGGCAAGCAUUUAAACGUGGGCAGCUGUAAUCUCUUUUUUACUUGCUGUUAACACCCAGCCCCAGGGAUCAAAUUUAACCCCUUUGUAAAGUCGCCUUAAACCCAAAAGCAUAGGCAUUUUAUAUACAAGAUCUUCUUUAUAAUAUAUUUACAACAAAAGACAUCAGCCAGAAGCGCACAGCUCUGGGGCAAUCUAUAUAGCCAUAGAUAUUUAGAUACACAAACACACACACAUUUAUAUAUAUAUAAUAGGUGGGUUAGAGCCAGUGUGCUGCCAAUCAACAAGGGGGUGGUUUCCAGGAGUUAGUAAGAUAGCCACACCCACCUACCAUUUCAGAAAAGGCACAGAGCAGAGAAGAUAACAAAAUGCACUGCAAAAACUCCUAAUUUCAUAGGCUGCAGGAUUACAUACAGGGAUGUAAAAUUGUGGAAUGGAGUUUAAAGAGAGUUCACCGUCCAAGCUCCUGGCUAGAUGGAGUGUUACUGCUGCUCGGCGCACCACACAUGACUGAUUGGAUCACUUGUGAUACAUACGCAAGCUAACAGGGACAGGUCGUCUUCCAAGGUGAUGGCAAGGAACAGUGCCUGGGAAAGGUGCCUGGCUUGAAUGCCCCCAGCCAACAGGAGAAUUUGAUUCACCCAAAGGGACUGGAAACUGGCCCAGGUCACAGAUCUGGAAAUAUCAAAGCGUACCCAAAAGGAUCAAACAAAUAAUCCACACACAGGGAGAAGAUGCCAUUCCACCAUGUGACUGCUGGCCUGUUAUACAAAGGAAAUAACUAUCUGAAUCGAUCACUUUCCACUGGUAGUGAUAGUGAACAGCUUGCCAACAUCUCAGUGGAAGAACUAGAUGAGAUACGGGAAGCUUUCAGAGUAUUGGAUCGGGAUGGUAAUGGAUUUAUUUCCAAACAAGAGCUGGGCAUGGCCAUGCGAUCCUUGGGUUACAUGCCCAGUGAAGUAGAAUUGGCAAUCAUCAUGCAGCGACUUGAUAUGGAUGGGGAUGGUCAGGUUGAUUUUGACGAAUUUGUGACAAUUCUUGGUCCUAAAUUAGUAUCCACAGAAGGCAGAGACGGAUUUCUUGGAAAUACCAUAGAUAGUAUAUUUUGGCAGUUUGAUAUGCAAAGAAUAACACUAGAAGAACUUAAGCACAUUUUGUAUCAUGCAUUUCGGGAUCACUUAACAAUGAAGGAUAUUGAAAACAUUAUCAUCAACGAAGAGGAAAGUUUAAAUGAAAACUCUGGCAACUGUCAAACAGAGUUUGAAGGAGUGCAUUCUCAGAAGCAAAACAGGCAGACGUGUGUACGGAAAAGCCUUAUAUGUGCAUUUGCAAUGGCAUUUAUUAUAAGUGUAAUGUUGAUUGCAGCCAAUCAGAUUCUUCGAAGUGGUAUGGAGUAAGCCUUUCACCACAACACUGUGAACAAGAAUAUACAUGCAUGCGCAUGCCUAGGUGAACUCUUUUCUUAAUGAAUAACUAAUGGGAACUAACUGCAAGAAGAAUCGUUCUGCAAGCAAUACAAGGCCAGCCGUGAUGUGACUUGCAGAGCAAUUAAAACUUCUUGACAGGGACACAAAAGGGCUGUCUUUAAUGCUUUAAUGGUUUUGUUUCCUAAUGCAAUAAACAAACAGGAGUUCUGAAUUUUAUUUUCAAAGUAUUGUAAUAUUAUUUGCAUUUUUAUGUGCAUAAGCCCAUAAGUGCAAUGUUUCGCUUUUAGGACAAUGUCAAUGGACCACACCAAUUCUUGCAUAAGGGGUAUAUCGAUUGCACUAGUCAGUUAAGAAUUUAUUAAAGGGGAUGUCCACCCAAAUGUUACAUCAAUUUAAAUUGUCUAUGGAGGUUUUGAUUCAUCCAGGUCAUGCUAUCCAGUAUCUAGUAGUGAACAGUCUAAAGCAACUGGACUUUCUGAGUAAUCUUGAAAAUGUUCCACAGCUCAUCUGAUCAGCUUCUUUUGUACUUUUGGACAAUUCCAUUAGUUGGGGUCAAAUGUUUUCAAAAUUACUCAAAUAGCCUGUUUGCCUUAGACCUAUCACUAUUACAUAUUUAUCAAAAAUUGUUAAAAGUGUACAAUUAUUUGUAAGGGUAAUUGCAACUGAGUACCUUCUGUCUUAAAAUUCCCUCCUCUCCUUUUCCUUUCUACUUAUACAGUCAGCUUUCCUCCAGCCAAAACUCCAAUUCCCACAUUGUUGUGUAUGUUCCGUGGAACUGCAAACUGCCCAAAAGGAGAAUAAUAGAGGCAAGCAAGAUAAUGUGGGAACUGCAGUCUCGGCUGCAAAAGUGUUGAUUUCCGAUACAUUCUUUAUGUAGUCUGGAAAACUGAGAAUGCAAUAACAAAAGGCAAACAGGACAUGUUUUCAACUGCAAUUAUAUUUACAAAUACUUUUAAAAUUGUAUUUUGGACUUCCAUUUAAUGGCAACCAAGGUAAAUUUGUCUAUCAGCGAUUCACUUUCUUUUAUAUAUCCAUGGGAUCAGCCAGCUUUAUGUAUUACAGUGGUAUUGAUUUUAUGUCACCUGUUAUUGGGGCCAGUGCUUCGGCAAUAUUUUUACUCUCUAAAAUCCAGGGAAAUUUUAACUUUAAAUUUAAACAAAAUAGAAAUAUCAGACUAAAAACUCAAUUUCUGAAAAAAAAACGUUUACAAAAGCCAAGGGUUUUCAUAUUUAGUACCAAUGUAUAAUUUCUUUAGAAAAGUCUUAAUUAGUAACAAGUAUGCUCACUGGUCAGCUGAUAUAUUUAUAUAGAUACAGUUUUUGAGUUUAAGCUGUUUUGCAGGGCCUGGGAAUAAUUACUGGAAGAUAUGUGAAAAUGCUAUUUUAAUUAUAAUGUAUGAAAUUCACAUUUGAGGCAGGGUUGAGAGAGGAAAACUAAUGUCUCUCAAAAUUUGCCUGUUUACUGUAGUUCCAAAUUGCAGAAAACUGGCAUGCACUCCUUAGUCCUCUAUAAAACUUGUCCUUUUCCUGACAGGUUUCGUAUUUAAAAAUAUAGUAGUAUAGUGCCUAUAGUGCCUAUUACUACAUGUUUUUGAAUAUGAAACGCGUCAGGACUUCUUUUAUAGUUUUAUAGUGGACUAAGGAGUGUGUGCCAGCUUUCUGCAAUUUGGUUCUAUGCUACACCCCAAGCUACGGCUUUGGGGCGCUUUACCCAAGCCACUAUAUUUCCUUGGUAAGUGCAGUAUUCCUUUGAUUUUGCUGAAGUUGUUUGAAGUAUUGAGUUGGAGGUGGAGGGUCUGGGAUUUUCACACCCAGACCAGUCAAAUUACUGGGUGAGCUACCGGUUUUAACAAGUUUGGUUCAUGUGAAGAGCCCAGGGUUUAUACACUUGGGCUAUUAUCAAUUAACGGUGAGCCCUUAGAAAGACUCCCCUUUUGAGUGUAAAACUAAAAAAACUGAGCCACUUAUUUGGGUGUUUACUGUAGUUGCAUAAAUUCCAUUAAGAUCCAGGUCAUUACUACCUUAUUUCAACAAGUUUUCAUGAGCUAUUUUGUAGAAGUUCUUACUUUUAAUUACCAUUGUAAAUCCAGUGAUGAUAUUGUUGUAUGGCAGCUAAAAAAAGAUAAACUGCAAGAUAUGGAACUGAAUUAUAUUUUUAUAAGCUUCAUUAACUUCUAACUUUAAGAAACAUCUCUACUCUAACACCACCAUUUUUAUGUAGAUGAGCUCCAUUAAGACCACUGAAGAUGGAGUUUGAAAGGAUCAGUUUUAGAUAAAUUUUGGUAUUUUAUAGUUAAUUUAUCAAUCAUUUUAUUAAGGGUGAAAAAUAAGAUCUCACUGAGCUGUUCAUUUUUAUUUAAUAUGCCAUUUCCUGCUUAUAACUGCACAGUGAGAACACGCUUUUCUUUUAUUUCUUUCCAGCCAUAAACUCCCAAAUCAUUACCUUUGUGAGUUUUCCGAAGAAAAAUUCUCUAUUUGUUAUAAAAGAGAACCACUGCUAAUAUUAUAACCUCUUUACAGAUUAUUAAUGAUUAUCAUAAAUGCUGUUUAUUCCUGUUGGACCAAGUUUUGAUGAGAAAGCCUGUACAUCUCAAAUCAAUAAAUAUUAAAGGGGAAUUCACAAUUAUAUUAACUUUUUAGCAACAUUUCAUAUACUGUUAGUUUGUUUAUACAGUUUCUGAAUUAUUAGCCAUCUAGUUCCUCUCUUUUCAGAAUCUAAAUGUGGUUUUAACUGCUAUCUUAUUGCUGGAGGUCACUGACUCCCACAACAAAAGUCUCAUGGUCGGUGGUGCUACAGAGUUGCUAAAGAGUAAUAAGUAGUUAUUUAUAUGUAAACAACCAACUUUACUUAUUUCAGUUAUUCAUUGAAUUACUUUAUUUAUCUGCCAACAGCAUUACAGUGUAAAGUGCUCUAAGUUGGUCAAAAAGUGAAUGUUUUAAAAAAAAUAACACUUAUAGAUUCUAAAGGAUAAUGUACCCCCUAUUAAAACUGAUAAGACUAUUAAGUCAACCCUAAAUUCAGUGACCUAUAUAAAAGCACACAGCCUGUGGCCUCAUGCUUACAAUAUGUAAUAUUGUUUAUUAGUUAACAACUAGUUAAUUUUGUUUCUAUCCCAAGAUCAAUUUAUUCUCCAGUAGGAUGUUUUUUUUAAAAAAAUCUGCUUGUUGGGGGUAAUUCCCUCUAAUUACUGUUGCCCACAACACCAGUUUUGCCAGACCCUCUUGAUGGUUUUCAACACUUUCUCGAUCUGUGCUGAUACACCCCUUGCUAGGACUUUUAGCUGCCCAUACUUACUGGCCUGAACUGCAUCACAACUACCCUAUGCUGGCUUAACCACCCCUUCUUUACUCACUAGGGUGCUAGUAAAACUCAUUUUAUUGCAUUCACUAGGGUGGGAUGAUAUUAAUAACUGUCAUAUACAAUAGAUCUGAAUAACGUAGAAAUUUAUAUCAAUUUUACUAAAAGAAAAGGCAUUUUAUUUUGCACCUAAAAUAUUGGCAUUUUUUUGCUGUUCACAACUGUUG